Molecule: messenger RNA, 1591 nt
Organism: Ceraceosorus bombacis
Lineage: Eukaryota; Fungi; Basidiomycota; Exobasidiomycetes; Ceraceosorales; Ceraceosoraceae
Source: the annotation of a GenBank genome assembly
AUGCCUGGCAUCACUAGACCAGCCCUUUCCGUCGCCGCCUCCAAGGCCCCAUCGCAGCCAGCAAAGACCCUCUCCGCAAACGAGAAUCUCGACUGGCAUCCAACUUCCUGGCGCUCCAAGCAGCUUGACCAGGACAUUGUCUACCCAGAUGAAGGCAAGCUGUACCAGGCUCUCAGCAAGAUCAACCGCCUUCCUGGGCUCGUGACUCCUGCCGAGAUUGAGCGCGCUCGCGAGGACUAUGCCCGUGGUGCUCGGGGCGAAGCCUUCUUCAUUCACGGUGGUGACUGCGCCGAAGGUGAGUAGGCGUUUGCGUGUGGCAGCAUCGACAUCGCGAUGCUCAUACGUGUCUCGUCCCUCAGCUUUCGACGAGUGCAAUGAAGAACACAUCUCUGCCCAACUUCGCGUGCUUCUUCAAAUGAGUCUGGUCAUCUUUUUGGGCGCCAAGAUUCCCAUCGUCCGCGUUGGACGUAUCGCUGGCCAGUACGCCAAGCCCAGAAGCAAGCUAACGGAAGUAGUCGAUGGAAGAGAGUACCCUUCGUUCCGCGGAGAUUCAGUCAACGGCGUUGCACUGCACGAUAGGCAGCCCAAUCCUGAGCGCUUGCUUGCUGCACACUUUCACAGCUCCCUGACUCUCAAUUACUUGCGCAGUCUGAACUGCGAGCAGCGAAUCUUCCAUGCUGCCAUCGGAGAGCUCGACUUUCAUGCAGAGUCCAUCGUCGACGACGUGCUUCGACUCAACGCCUACAAGUUUCAUGCUCGCAUCGAGGAUGUCAUGCUGGCGUCAGCGCGCCAGGGAGACGCGUCGGCCGUCAAGUCGCUUGAACGCCUGCAGGAAGCAGUCGGAAGCGAGAUGCUCUGGACCUCUCAUGAAGCGCUCAACAUUCCCGUCGAAGAAGCCAGCAUCCGCACAGUCUUGCACGCUUCCACUGGCGACUUGCGUCACUACAACACCUCGGCUCACAUGCUUUGGAUAGGUGAGCGCACUCGCCAGCUCGAAGGCGCCCACGUGGAAUUCAUGCGCGGUAUUCGCAAUCCCAUCGGCUGCAAGGUCGGACCGAGCAUGCAGCCUGCCGAGCUGGUGGAGCUCCUCGACAAGCUCGAUCCUCACUUUGAAGAUGGUCGCGUUACGCUCAUCACCCGUCUUGGUGUCGACAACGUCGAGCGCUUCUUGCCCGCUCUCAUCAACGCUGUCCAAAAGUCCGGACAUUGCCCUCUUUGGCUCUGCGAUCCUUGCCACGGAAACGGCAAGACGACGUCGACUGGAGUCAAGACUCGCGAUUUUGCCGACAUGUUUGGAGAGAUUGAAAAGUGCAUCUCUGUGCACGGUGCGCUCGGAAAUCCUCUUGGAGGCCUGCACCUCGAGCUCACUGGUGAUAAAGUGACGGAAUGCACGGGCGGAUGCAUCCCUCUGGCUGAAGAUGGUCUGGGGGCGGCUUACAAGACUUUGUGCGAUCCCAGACUCAACGCUGAACAGAGCUUGCAUCUGGCGUUGCUCGUCAGCCGCAGGCUCGAGGGCGACAAUUUGCACUCUCAUCUCGUUUCUACUGCCAAUCCGGCGGCCAAAUUUGUGCCGAGCACUCCUGCCGCCUAG